AUGUCACCUGUUCAUAAAGUAGCUCUUAUUCAGCUUCAUCCCAAGCCUCUUUCGCCGGCCGACAAUUUUGCCAAGGCCGAAGCUUUUAUACGAGAUGCCGCACAUGAGGGAUGUCGUCUGGCUGCCUUACCCGAGUACCACCUCACUUCGUGGGUCCCGGAUGAACCGAAUUUCAAGGAAUCAUGUGCAGAGUCUGCAAAUUACCUGAAGAAAUAUCAGCAAUUAGCUAAGGAGCUAAACAUCUGUAUUGUUCCCGGCACGAUCAUCGAACUAGAAGGCGAUUCCCUCCAUAACAUCGCGUAUUUCAUAGGUUCGAGCGGCGAUGUGCUGGGGCGAUACCAGAAGAAGAAUCUCUGGCAUCCUGAGCGGCGACACCUAGUAUCGUCAGCCCAUGAGCCGCACGUGGCUUUUGACACGCCACUGGGGCGCGUGGGGCUGUUGAUAUGCUGGGAUCUGGCUUUCCCCGAGGCAUUCCGGGAACUUAUCGCAGACGGCGCGCAAAUUAUCUGCAUCCCUACGUUCUGGAGCAUGAAAGACGUUACGGACGAGGGGUAUUCACUUAACCCGGAUGGGGAGGCUCUAUUUUUGCAGAGCACUGUGGUCAGUCGCGCGUUCGAAAAUACGUGCGCGGUCGUGUUCGUCAAUGCGGGAGGACCACCCGAGAAAGGGGAAAAGACUAGCUUCGCGGGCUUGAGUCAAGUCAGCGUACCCCAUAUCGGUUCACUUGGGAAACUGGGGCGUGCUGAAGGGAUUUCCAUUGUGGAUUUGGACAUGGACGUACUAAAAAUAGCGGAGAACAAUUAUAAGGUCAGGGAAGAUAUGAAAAAAGAAGGUUGGCAUUAUGCUUAUACUCAGAUCAGAGACGGAAGCAAGUUGUAA
Molecule: messenger RNA, 879 nt
Organism: Annulohypoxylon truncatum
Lineage: Eukaryota; Fungi; Ascomycota; Sordariomycetes; Xylariales; Hypoxylaceae
Product: putative hydrolase, carbon-nitrogen family
Exons: 2
Coding region: 1-879 (292 amino acids)
Molecular function (GO): hydrolase activity, acting on carbon-nitrogen (but not peptide) bonds, in linear amides
Source: RefSeq, a predicted model, not a curated record